AUGGGAUUUAUCAAUCCAGGAAAACCUCUAAAUAAAAGAAAGGCUAAACGAAAUGAUUUACUAUCACCUAAAAAGCCAUCUAAGCUAAUGAAGCUUACUGAAUCAAAAGGAACAUUCAUUCCAUCAUCACAACAAGAGAUGCCUUCAGAUCAUUUUACAUUAGACUCAUUACCAAUUGAAAUACUACACAAGAUAUUUGCAUAUAUUGGACCUUAUGAUAAUACUUUACCAUUAGUUAACAAAAGACUACAUUCAAUACUUUAUUUCACGGGUAAUAAUACUUCUAGUGACUCAUGGUAUAAUUUUACAUUAUUUGAAAGAAUAGUCAAAGAUUAUUUCCUUUAUGAUCUCAAUGAAAGAAUUGAUAUGGAAGUAAUAGAUAUGAAACUAGAUUAUUAUGAUAAUCAAAUUAAACAACUCAAAGAGAAAUUCCCCAAUUUUAAUCGGAGCCAUACUUUUCAAAGAUUAGUAGAUAAUUUAAACAUUAUCAGACAAUCACUAGAUGCAUUUAUCUUCAACCAUGAGGUUCUAACAGUGGACAUUUUGAAUUUUAAAUUCAUAUCGACUCGACUAUUAAAAACAUUAAACCAAAGACGAUACAAAAAGGAUAAUGUUUACAUGCCAAUUAAAUCUAAACAAGAGAUAUUACUCUUACAAAAACUGAGAUUAAAAUUCUUGCGAUUCAAAUUCAAAGAAUUAGGAUUGAAUUUAAAAAAAAGUAUAGAAGAAUUGUCUAAUGAUGAGCCAGUGCCACGAAUAACAUACGAAAAUUUAAAUUGCAUAGUUGAUUCAGUUUCUGAUGAAUUGGAAGAUGAAACAAAUCCAGAGAUUAAAAUCUAUAAUGAUGAAAAUUUCCCUACUGAAGGAUUCUUUUGGUCGAUUAGUGAACAAUAUAUUAAACUCCAUGAUAAUUACAUUGUAUACAAUGAAGGAUUUGAAACAGUGGAAAAGCAAGCUUUUGGAAGAGUAAGAAUUCCAUAUUUUUAUUUCAUUAAAAGCAUAUAUUCUGAAAGACAUUACGAUGUGUUGAAAUUUAUAACACAAUCAUUUGAAUUUGGUACUAUUGAUGGUCCUCAAGUUAUGGUUGAGAUGUUGGACAUACUUGAAAAACCAGAUAAUUUCCCUACAGCAUAUUGGCCACGGUUGAAUGGAAUUAUUGAAAUGAUUAUGACUUUUAAUGAUGUUCAAAAUAAAUUCACCGAGACAGUAUCGCUGUUCUUUAAACUCUACGAGUCUUGUGUCAAAAGGGAUUAUUCAACUUCUAAAUCAAAACAAGGCAAAAGCUUUCCUAAUUUCAUAGCAAAGGCAAUGACUAUGCUAUUACAAUAUUUCUUUGACCAUGAUCCUACAACUGAAGAGAAAAGACAAUUAUGGAUAACUGCAAUGGAGUUAAAGAACAUACAUAUUACUGACUUAUUACGUGAGUUUGAUGAUACUCCAGAUUAUGACAUUCUACAUAGAUUUAUAUAA
Molecule: messenger RNA, 1470 nt
Organism: Candida tropicalis MYA-3404
Lineage: Eukaryota; Fungi; Ascomycota; Pichiomycetes; Serinales; Debaryomycetaceae
Exons: 1
Coding region: 1-1470 (489 amino acids)
Molecular function (GO): protein binding
Source: RefSeq, a predicted model, not a curated record